UAUUUCGGUCCUGCAUGCUUACCCUUCUUGGUGGGUGCCUGGUUGAUCUUGACAAUUGCGACUUAACCUAUUGAAAAGUGUCAAUAAUCCGUUUUGAAGAAUAUUAUCCAGUUGUUAGAAGCCUAUUUUCACGAUGGAGAACGAAACUUCGACUGCUACUGAAAAGUCAUUCAAAGAAAAGCAGGCGGAAAGAAUGAAACGUUUACGAGAUCUUCACGCUAAGAGAAACGAGGCUAGGCAACAAAAUCAUAAGGAGGUUGUAGAAGAGGACAAGAGAAAUAAACUCCCUUCGAAUUGGGAAUCCCGUAAAAGACAAGCAGAAUGGAUCAUACAAGAUGAAGCUGCAAGGAAAGAAGCUCAAGAAAAAGGAGAAGAUUACGAAAGAACAAAGUUACUUCACAUAGAGGCAACAGAAGCAGAACGUAUAGCAAGGAAGAAAAAAAAUAGAAAAAAUCCUGAUCCAGGCUUUUCAGACUACGAACAAGCAGCUAUACGACAAUACAAUAGGCUGGUGAAAAAUAUCAAACCAAAUAUGGAGUCCUAUGAUGCAGCUAGAGACAAAUUGGGCCCAGCUUUUUAUGGGGACAGAAAUACCAUACUACAUGGAUUGCACGAGGAUAAAAAGGAGGCUGUCGAUAAGAUGGUUGAAGAUUUGGAGAAACAAAUUGCAAAGAGGGAUAAGUAUAGUAGGAGAAGGAUGCACAAUGAUGAUGCCGAUAUUGAUUAUAUCAACGAACGUAAUGCAAAGUUCAACCAGAAAUUAGAGAGAUUCUAUGGAGAAUACACACGGGAAACGAAACUAAACUUGGAAAGGGGUACAGCUAUAUAAUGGGAGAAUGUUACACUAAUGGACUUACUACAAAUAAUUUGUAUUUUAAAUAGUAUUUCAAAGCUCAUACAAAUAGAAGUCAGAAUAGUUAAGUCGUUGACUGUUUAGUAACUAGAAGUGCAAAUGGUAUAUUUUACAGCGCCACGUUUACCAAUUUUCCCAUAUUCGUGUAUCGAAAAAGUCAAAUUAUAUAUCAAAUUAUAUAUUAAUUUCACAUGACAUACGCUAUCGUAAAUAAAAAACAAAUUAAAUAGAAUUAAGAUAAUAAAUUUCUGUGUUCUCCUCUGGC
Molecule: messenger RNA, 1118 nt
Organism: Hylaeus anthracinus
Lineage: Eukaryota; Metazoa; Arthropoda; Insecta; Hymenoptera; Colletidae
Product: pre-mRNA-splicing factor syf2
Exons: 4
Coding region: 134-829 (231 amino acids)
Cellular component (GO): catalytic step 2 spliceosome; Prp19 complex; post-mRNA release spliceosomal complex
Source: RefSeq, a predicted model, not a curated record